Pseudopipra pipra is the source of this 368-nucleotide messenger RNA. Its product is annotated as cytochrome b-c1 complex subunit 8. NCBI's taxonomy places the organism in Eukaryota, Metazoa, Chordata, Aves, Passeriformes, Pipridae. The coding region runs from base 1 to 249 and encodes 82 amino acids. The record is from RefSeq and is a predicted model, not a curated record. The transcript is spliced from 2 exons. Gene Ontology annotation, biological process: mitochondrial electron transport, ubiquinol to cytochrome c.
AUGGGGAAGCACUUCGGGAACCUGGCCCGGGUGCGACAUGUCAUCACCUACAGCCUCUCGCCCUUCGAGCAGCGCGCUAUCCCCAACAUCUUCUCGCAUGGCGUCCCCAACGUGAUGCGCCGCUUCACCUCCCAGGUGUUGAAGGUGGUGCCCCCCUUUGCAGUCGGAUACCUCAUUUAUUCCUGGGGGACGGAGGAGUUUGAGCGGCUGAAGAGGAAGAACCCGGCUGACUAUGAGCACGACCAGUGACCACAUGGCCCCGGAGCUCAUUCCCGCACUGUUACGGACCUGCUGUGCUUGUUCCCAUGGCCAAAAGGGAUUAACAGGGAGAUAAGUCUUGUCUAAUAAAUUGUAACUUUGCCCCAUGA